This is a messenger RNA of Carya illinoinensis, 1188 nucleotides long. RefSeq lists its product as uncharacterized. Bases 1 to 1188 code for a protein of 395 amino acids. The transcript is spliced from 3 exons. Lineage: Eukaryota; Viridiplantae; Streptophyta; Magnoliopsida; Fagales; Juglandaceae. The record is from RefSeq and is a predicted model, not a curated record.
AUGGAAGAGGAGCUCAACACCCUAUGGGAAGGCUUUACGUUAACAGAACAGGAAGCAGAGUCAGUUAAGGUGAAGAACGAAGCUCUACAAUCCCUGGUCAACAAAGGCAAGAGGUGCCUCAUUAUGAAGAUCAAUGCAGACAGGGUGGUGAACAGAGAGGCUUUCAGAGCAACCAUGUCCAAGGUCUGGCAUCCAGAGGGAUGGAUUCAAUUCAAAGAUGAGGGGGAAAACAAAGUAGUAGUGGAGUUCCAGUUUGAACAGGAUAAGGUUAAAGUCUUGCAUGGGAGACCUUGGACCUUUGAUAGGAGCCUAGUGUGCAUGCAGGAGAUUGAUGGCUUGGUUCCUUUAAAAGACCUCACAUUCACCAGAGAAACUUUCUGGGUCCAGGCUCACGACAUGCCUAUGGCAUGCAUGACAAAGGAGGUGGGAGCUGAACUGUUUUCGGGAAUGGAAAGGGUGCACAAGGUAGAGACAGAUGCAGGGGGCUGUGGAUGGGGGUGUAUCCUGAGAGCCAAAGUAGAGGUUGACAUUACAAAACCUCUUAUACGAGGCAAAUUUCUCUUGGCUAAUGGUGUCCGUAGAUGGAUCCCUUUUAAGGCCCCUUCUACAAGAGCUUUCGGGGCUGAAGCAAAACGUUAUGGUGGUGUAGUGCAGGGCAACAAUGGAAGCUCAGGAACGAGGGCAAAAAUGGAACCCAAAGUUGCAGACCAAAACCCAGAAAACAGUGAACAGAAGGUGGGAAAGCCCAAUAUGGAUGGUGUCAGUGAAAACCAAAGGAAAGAGGGGCCGCAAGACAACCCAAAACCUGACUUGGUUAUGGAAGAGGAAAAGCAGAACACGUCUUUCUCCAGCCUGUUGAUCCCCAAUACGGAACCUGUGCCAAAACAAAAUGUCAGGUCACCAAAAAAGGAAAGUCUGAGUUGGCCUGAGAUAAAACAGGUGAAAAUAUUGGCUGCCUCGAGACAACAAGCUUCAUGGAAGAGGAGGGCACGAGGAAAAUCUGCUGCCAGUGAUUCUCUGACCUCCCCAGAAGCACCAACUAGUGGAUCAACAAAGAGGAAAGUGGAGCCAGGUACACUUUCUCUACUUGGUCAUGUUUCUAAACAGGCCAAGCUUAAUGUCCCCACUAAGGGGAUGCAACCUGAGUGUAAGGUGGUGGCUGCUAGGCAGCACCACCAACCACAAUGA